Molecule: messenger RNA, 511 nt
Organism: Drosophila nasuta
Lineage: Eukaryota; Metazoa; Arthropoda; Insecta; Diptera; Drosophilidae
Gene: NdufA3
Product: NADH:ubiquinone oxidoreductase subunit A3
Exons: 2
Coding region: 124-357 (77 amino acids)
Source: RefSeq, a predicted model, not a curated record
UGCUAUCGAUAGCAUCGAUAACAAGAAACAGCUGUCAGAGCAAAGAGUUCAUCGCUAAAUUCUAGCUUGCUCUUGUGUUGUGUAACUUGAACGCGAUUUUUAUUUAACAAACACAUCCACACAAUGUCAGCAUCGGCGGCCCGUGGUUCCACAUCUCUGUUAAAACGUGCCUGGAACGAGAUUCCCGACAUUGUUGGCGGAUCCGUCUUGGCAAUCGCUGGUCUUGUUAUGGCUGGCGUCGGUGUGGCUAACUACUAUGCCAAGGAUGGUGAUAAUCGUCGCUAUAAGCUCGGCUAUGUCGUCUUCCGUGACACGGAUCCGCGUGCCCAGAAAGUGCGCAACGACGAGGAUGAUUAAACAUCAAGAACAAACUCUGUGAAUUUCUCCUCAUAGUUUUUUUUUUGUUUUUGUUUUUGUUGUUCUCCAACGUAACGCGCUGCCGCAAAUGCAAAACAAACGAUAGUAAAUAGUAAACAGUAAAAAGAAAACUAAACUAUAGUUAAUUUCUACA